AUGGCAUUGAGCUUCAUUAAGGAUUUAUGGAACAAAUGGAACAUCCGAGGUUUCAUGAUACUGAGCCUCUCACUUCAUAUCUUUUUGCAUCUAUUUGCACCCCUCAGAAGGAAAACAAAGAAUUCGCGCCUCACCUUCCUCUUGUGGUUGGCCAAUUUGAUGGGUGACUGGAUAGUUGUGCUCACAGUCAGGCUCAUCUCUUCCGACGGAGGCCAUCCGUUCGCUCAUGUAACUAAAGUAGACAGCGCACUUCAGGUAUUUUGGACCUCAUUUCUCUGGUUACAUCUUGGCACUCCUGGCACCAUCAUUAUCCUCACUUUGAAUGAUUCACGUUGGGGACAAAACUUGCUCAGUCUUACAUUUCCGAGCGACAAGGUACUGGCACUUUAUCUCUCAAGUCUCCAAAGGCUCAGGAAAUCGAUACUCUUACGGCACAAGAAUUCUAAUUCCAAAGAAAACAAGUCAGUUCUUAAAACGCUAAAAGAUGAAUUUUCUGAUGACGAGCUUCCUGAGAGCAUUGUGGUGAAGCAUGCUCACUGCUUCUUUCAAAUCUUUAAGGUCUUCCUUCCAGAUCUCAUGUUCUCAUCUCAACAUCGCAAUGAUAGCCGCGAUUAUUUCCACAAAGUUUCUGCAGUCAAUGCAUUAAGGGUGAUAUCGGUUGAACUUCAAUUCUUUUACGAGUUGCUCCACACCAAAGUAUUGGUAACACGUUCCAAGUGGAGCUACUUUUUCCGCUUCAUAGCCUUCACUAACGUUGUGAUGGCUUUCGUCCUCUUCAGUCGCUUGAAGAAGCAUCGGUUUCCCGUACUCGAUGUGGAAAUUACUUAUUGCCUUCUUAUCGGGGGGAUUGCUAUUGAUGUCAUAGCUCUGUUCGAGCUCGUUUUCUCCGAUUGGACUGUCGUUGAAAUCAUGUGUCACAACAUAAGAUCACCUAAACUAGGUUCAUUACUUCACAAGUUGGUAUCCGCCACGGAUGGCCUGAGGAGGCCCCGAUUCAUCACAUGUGAAGUAGAUCCUAAUGCCAAUGUGCCUUACGAGGUCUUAAAUACACCGCUUGUGUUUCGGAGAUGGUCCGAAUCUAUCUUUGCUUGCAACCUUUUAUCCGAGAGUUUGAAGUAUAGUCUAAGAAAGAAGUAUAAUCGCAAUCGGCAUCGGGACACCUUUUAUCCGAGAGCUUCAAGGAAGCCCUUUAUUAAGGAACUAUGGAUUUUCAUCUUUGGGGAGGUGAAACGUAAAUCCGAAUUCGCGAAUGAUCCGGCAAAAGUGAGGAAGAUAUUUAACGCUAGAGGUGAUUUAUUUCUCAAGAGUGCACCGGGGGAUUUCGAUUGCAGAAAUCUUUUAAAAUAUGUCACCAAUACUUAUUACAAUGACAAUAUUAUAGCGUGGCAUAUUGCUACUGAAAUCUGGUACCACAAAGAGAAAGUCACCCCAAAAAAUGACGAAAGGAAAUUCAGCAAGAUCCUUUCCGAUUACAUGUUGUAUCUUUUACUGAAGCAGCCAAAUUUAGUGUCCGCUGUGGCAGUGGCAGGCAUUGCCCAAAUGAAAUCAGUGGAGAUAUUCAGCGAGCUUCGGAGACUCCAAAAUUUGAUCAAAAAGAGAACGGAUAUGAAUGAGCUAUGCGACAAAUUGUUUAAGGUUCCUAUCGAACAACCGCAUGAGGGUGAUUCCCGCCGUUGGAGAUCCCCGCUCAAGGGAGGGUUACGUUUGGCCCGAGAGAUGGAAAGGCUCCGGGAAAGGAAGUGGGAGGUGAUGAGCGGAGUGUGGGUUGAGAUGCUGUCAUAUGCAGCGAGUCAUAUUAAGGGAGAGGCGCACGUGCAGGUGCUGAGCAGAGGUGGAGAGCUUCUUGCCUUUGUUUGGCUGUUGAUGGCUCAUUUCGGCUGUCUCCACAAAACUGGAUGGGGCAUGUAUUAUGAGCCCUGGGCUGAUUCAGGAUCUGAUGGCAAUGAUGCUAUGAAUGGAGGUGAAGAUGAUUCAGAAUCUGAUGGCGAUGAUGCUAUGAAUGGAGGUGAAGAUGAUGAAAUCAUUGAUGUUGAAGAUGAUGAAAAUCAUUGA
Messenger RNA from Syzygium oleosum, 2052 nucleotides. RefSeq lists its product as uncharacterized. The record is from RefSeq and is a predicted model, not a curated record. Lineage: Eukaryota; Viridiplantae; Streptophyta; Magnoliopsida; Myrtales; Myrtaceae. The transcript has 6 exons. Bases 1 to 2052 code for a protein of 683 amino acids.